AUGGGUGGCCAGUCGGACGAUUCCUCUUCGGCAGCUCCUCUCGGUUUCCUUGCGCCUCUGUGUGUUGCGGUCUUUUUUGUCUUUAUUUGGGCAGCGAUCGGCACCAGGCAUAUCUUCUGUCGCCCUCCCCAACAAGCCGGUGUCGCUUUUGACCUGGAAAAUGGACCUCUUUAUGUGCGCUCGCCUCCUAUCGCAAGAAACGAUGUCGAUAAACUAUUUCCUCUCAUCCAAUACAGUGUUUGGUGGGAAGAACGAGAUCGUCAACUUGCCACCACGCUUACCAGUCAAUCCAGCGCUUUGAGCUCUCCGACAGAAGAUGAAAAGGGUAAAGAGCGCACGGUCGCUCCUGGUGGCGAUGGCCAGUCCUCGCCGUCAGACAAUAAAUCAGACGAUAUUUCUCACAACCUGGUGCAGAAUGGUAAUGAUGGGCCGACAAAGGUGCCGCUCGAUACUGGUGAAACCCACUCAUUGUGUGCCAUUUGCAUGGAAGGGUUCAGCACCGCCGACCUUAUCAGACCCCUGACUUGCGGGCACAUUUUCCACUCGGGGUGCGUGGAUCCAUGGCUCACCAGGCGCCAGGCUUGCUGUCCUUUGUGCAAGAUGAGCUUCUCUAGACACAGAACGCACACAGAGGCAGGGACACAUGUCAGUCCAUUCAUGGUCCCUGUACUGCCUGCGAUAGCCUUGGUCAGAACCUCUAUACUUCCCCAUCGGGUUUGA
Aspergillus melleus is the source of this 720-nucleotide messenger RNA. RefSeq names its product putative RING finger protein. The transcript has 2 exons. Bases 1 to 720 code for a protein of 239 amino acids. NCBI's taxonomy places the organism in Eukaryota, Fungi, Ascomycota, Eurotiomycetes, Eurotiales, Aspergillaceae. The record is from RefSeq and is a predicted model, not a curated record.